AUGAUUAGUUUGAAUGUUCAAUGGGUACCUGUUACUGAUCGUUCAGGUACUUAUCAAUGGAGUGGAAAUGAUGUCAACAAUCGCAAAGUAAAGACAGUCACAUUUUUUGGUACUGGUGAAAUGCGAGGACAAAAGCAACGUAAAUCUAUUACACCACCAAGUUCUGAUUAUACAGAUGCAUAUCUAUCUGCUUUUGCUCCGAAACCAAUUCCAACUAGACAUGUAAAUCGAUUAAGUACUGCUGUAUUUGCUAAUGUUGCACCAAUUCCACUCAAACCAAUUAGUCCACCUUUACCUAAAACUGAUUCUAUGAAAACGAGUCAAACUCGUUUUAUCAAUAUUAAUAAUAUUCAACCAUCGAAAUCAUUCGAUAAAUUUGCACCUUCUUCGUCUAGUCAAAGUUCUACUUAUUCAUCAAGUCUUACUUCAGAAAGAUCGACUACAUAUGAACCAUUUUCAAAUACUCAAUAUUCCUCACCUCAAUCUCAAACAUUUACUUCUAGUUAUUCGACAUUACUUCGUACUCCAAUGUCAACUACGACAGUUACGCCAACUCCCAGUUUUGACAGUCGACGAUCUUAUACAACUAUUCAACCUCAUUUUCAACCAAUAUCAUCCACAGUACCCAUUGUUUCUCGAUCUGAAACAUCCUAUGGAAAUAUAUAUAGACCUCUUCCACCUUAUUCUUUCGAAUCCUAUCCACCAUCAAAUACCUAUACAACAUCGUUAUCAACAUCAUUAUCAUCGAUACAACCAACAUACAGACCUCAAGUGCCAUUUCAAUCUCCUUCAUUAUUUUCCAGUUAUAACAUUAAUCAAAGUAGUCUUCGAGAGCCUCUAUUUCGAUCAACUACGAAAAUGGAAACACAAAUCGAUCGUCCUGAAACACUUUCAUCUCAACGUGACGAAGAUACUCGAUCAUCAAGAAUCGAAGAACCAUCGCCAAUUAUUAAUCCUUCACCUCAAUCUCCUAUCACUCGUGAAGAACUUAAAAUUGAACCUGAACGUUUACAUAUGGAAGAAUUAACAGACAUUUCUUCCGAACCUAUUCGAAUUCUUGAAAGUACUCUUGAUAAAUAUGAUUCAUUAAUCAAUCAAAUCUCAGAAGUUCUUGCUAGUGUAUCACCAAUGAGUUCUACUGUGAGCAGCAUGAGUCCAGGUAAAAGUGUACUCGACUAUCAACUUUCUUCCGACAGCUCACCCAUUUCACCAGCUAGUCGUACUCAAAUCCAACCAUCGGAACAAUCAAUGACUACAAUGGUUACAACUAGUACAACAGUACAAACCAAACCAAGUCAUCUCAUUCGUCGAGAUUCAUACGAUAAAAUUGUUACUGCUAUAUCGGAUAUCGAUAAAGAAAUACUUUCAUCAGCUGAUACUCAAAUCUCGUCAGCUACUAUUAAAGAACAAAGAGAAGAGCCAGAAAUUUUAUUAGUAGACGCACAACAAGUUCUACCAAUCGCUGAAAAAGAAGAUAAAGAAUCAAAAACUGCAUCGACAGAAGAACAUCAAACGCCGUCGAUUUUGACGGAACAGAAGGAAGAGCAAGCAAAAGCUUUACCAACUGAUGAACAACAAGUUUUGUCUGCAACAGAAGAAGAGAAGCAAGAAGCAAAAGUUUCAUUAGUAGAAGAGCACCCAGCCCAACCAAUUACUGAAAAACCAGACGAAGAAACUAAAACUGUGUCUACAGAAGAACAUCAGCUUUUGUCAAUAUCGCCAGAGAACAAGGAAGACGAAGCAAAAGUUAUAUCCACAGAUGAACAACAAGCUCCAGCAGUAGCGGAAGAAAAGAAGGGAGAAGAAACGAAGACUGUAUCUGUAGAUGAACAACAAACUCUAUCGAUAACUCAAGAAGAAAAACCAGAAGCGAAAACUUCAUUAGCAGACGAACAGCAAGUCUCACCGAUUACUGAAAAACAAGACAAGGAAAUCAAAGAUUCAUCUAUUCAAGAACAUCAAGCUCCAUCAAUUUCAAUAGAACAGAAAGGAGACGAAGCCAAAACAUUAACUAUAGAUGAACAACAAGCUCCAGCAGUAGCGGAAGAAAAGAAGGGAGAAGAAACGAAAACUGCAUCUGUAGAUGAACAACAAACUCUAUCGACAACUCAAGAAGAAAAACUAGAAGUGAAGACUUCAUUAGUAGACGAACAGCAAGUCUCACCGAUUACUGAAAAAGAAGGCGAAGAAAUAAAAACUAUACCUACAGAAGAACAUCAUAUUUCAUCAAUUUUGACAGAACAUAAGGAGGAAGAAGCAAAAGUUUCAUCCACAGAUGUACAACAAGCUCCAUCAUUAACAGAAGAAGAGAAGCAAGAAGAAACGAAAAUUUCAUCUAUCGAUGAACAACAAACUCAUGCAAUAAUUGAAGAAGAGAAAAAAGAUGAAACAACGACUACAUCAGUUGAUGAACAUCCAAGUACAACGUUAAUUGAAGAGAAGGCAGAAGAGCCGAAAGGUUCAUCUUCAGAGAAACCCCAGCUUUCGUCUGCCAGUCCAGAAGAGAAAGUAGAAACAGCAACCACAUUGACAGAAAUGCAUCAAGUUCCAUCGGCGACCGAUAAGGAAAAAGAAGAAGCAAAAGUUUCUAUCUCAAGCGAACAAGAAGCGCCAACAAUACCUGAAGAAGUACCAUCUAUACCGAUUGUGUCGUCAUCAGACACUUCCGCAAGUGAAAUACUUCAAUCACACCAAUUGAAAUCUGAUGAAGAGAAAGUCACAGACCAACAAUCAACAGCAAAAGAUAUAGCUGACAAUGCCAACUUUGUUCAACAAGAAACAGUCUCACUAACAAAUGUGCCAUAUGACGUUGUGGCAGCAGAAGAAACAAGUAAAACUACCGAUAGUUUAGAAUCAACAAAAAAAACCGGAAAACGUGUUACAUGGGAUGAAGCAGUUGUGGAUAAUGAAGAUGCCGAAAGCUCAUCACAGGAAAGUCUCUCAGAAGAAAGCGGUGCUUCUGAAACUUCAACCACAACAAAACCUGAAGAGAAUCGCACAGCUGCAACUAUUGAUAAUGAAUAUGUGAUUAUACCUGAACCAAAAACUACUGCCGAUCAACAAAUAACGUCUUCAGAUGUUACUGAAUCACAGAUUACUUCUGAUCAAACAAUCAAUCUACCAAGUUCUACAGAACCAUCGAUUGUAUUGUUAAGUACAACUGAUCAACAAAUUACCUCAGCGGACUCUAGUGAUUUUCAAACCACUUCUACUGAACAACAGGUUAGAACAUUAAACUAUUCAGAUGAUCAAACAAGUCUACAAGCAACUAUUAAUGAACAAAUUCAUCCAAUUGAUAUUACUGGACAGCACAUUAUUCCAUCUGAUUCUACUGAACAACAAACACGAUCUUUUAGUCCUCUUGAAACAUCGUCAACUUUCUCAGAUUCUACAAGUCAAGAAAUUACUUCUCCAGAUUUGACAGAAGUAUCAUCAGGUGUGAAUGAACAACAAAUUCGUUCAGUAAGCCCACUUGAUACUCAAUCAGUAUCGAUUACUGAUUCUUCAAAAGAAGAUACGUUUACUGUUGAUGAAAUAUCAACAACAACUUCAGAUAUUACUAGUAGUAACGAAAUCAGUAAGCAUGUAGAAGAACUAGAACCUACGAAAACAGAAUCAAAAGAAGAUAUGACAAGUGAUUUACAUAAAAUUGAAACUUCUUCACAAGUUGCAGAAAAAAUGUCACAUGAAUCUGAAACGUCAAUUAUUGAAAGUACAAUUAUAGCUUUACAACCAACAAUUGUAAGUCCGAUUGAUACACUUUCCGAUAUAAUCGCUAAUCGCUACAUCAGCAGCGAUGUAUAUCAUGGUUGUUUGGGUGAACAUAAACAGUUUUUACAAGAUACAUCGGAUAUCGAUCAGGAACACAUUACAAAAUCACUUAUUGGUUCUCUUCGUGAAACUAUUACCACGCCAAUGAUACCACUUAUUGAAACAAUUCAAAGUGUUGUUUCCAGUUUACAAACAAAAACAGCAGCACUUCCAUUGAAAACUGACAUCGAAACUAUUGACCAUUCUCAAGAUGAUACAAGUCUAACGACCACAAUUGUUACAGAAUCAAAACAAGACGUCAGCGAUGAUCAAACUCAAGCUGAAGAAAAUAAACCUACAAUGGAUAGUGCAGAAAAAUUGAAAACAGUAUUUGAAACUCUUCAAGAAACAAUUACAGCACCGAUUACAGCAAUAACCGAAACUAUUCAAACAACACUGUUAAAUCUUCAAUCAGACAAACAGGAAAUUUCAUCCUCAUCGAGUACAGAACAAUUGAAAACAACUCUUUCAGAAAGCAUUUCUACUGUUGAAACAGAAUCACCUUCCAACAUUGUUAAACCAUCUGAUGAGAAGACGACUGAUGACUCAAACAAAGAAAUCGAACCAUCCUCACCUUUACUUACUGAAACAAGCCAAAAUAUAGUACCGAUGGCUAUAUCAUCAACAGAUAUACAUACAGAAGAAAAAGCUAUUCCACGAGAAAAAUCUGAAGGUCAAGCCUUUGAAGGUCCUCUUUCAACCGAUACUAUACAUGAGCAAACCAUAACUGAUCAUACAAAGAAGCACGAUACUGUUGUAACUGACAGUUCAGUCUCAACUACAUUAGACACUACUAGUACCGCCACUGAACAAGUACAUGAACAAAAAGAAAAACCAGAAACAAUAUUUGUGGAGUCUUCACCGUCUGAAAUUCCAGAAUCUACUUCUGCUAUUCAAAAGACAGCGGAAACAACAACGGAAGGUGUUGAAUUUACUCCAGUUACUCAAUAUGAUGAACAGGUAUCAACAUUCAGUCCUGUAGCAGUAGAACAAGGAGAUAUUUCUGAUAAACAACAAACGAUUUUAACCGAAUCUUCAUCCACCGAUAUAUUACCUACUCCAUCGGUUGAUCAAAAGACAGAAGAAUUAACAGCAAAAGAAGACCAUACGAUCGAGAGUUCUGUACCGACAUCCAUUACCCAACAUGAUGAAUCCACACCCACACCUAUUGUUAUCCCAUCUGAACAAAUUGUUAUUGAUGAUAAACAAGAAGCAGCACAUUUUGAAAUACCUAGUGAAACAACUACAGAACAAACGUCUGAUGCAAAUGUAGCUACAGAAACAAAAACGACUUUUGAAGUUAUUCGUGAUGUUAUUACACAUCCAAUAGCGACAAUCACUGGGAAAAUUCAAAGUGUUAUAUCUACUUCAACAAGUGAGCAAACUGAACAAGCUCCAUCUGAUGCUACAAAAUCUUCUAUUAGUACAUCUGAAGAAGUAGAAACGUCGAAAGGUCAACAAAUUAUUGAAACAGAAAAUCUUCCUGCCACUGAACAAAAAGCUGAAACUGUAAAUGUCGAGUCUACUGAGACAAAAACCACUUUCGAAAAUAUACGUGAAAUUAUUGCACAUCCAAUAGCAACAAUUACUGAAAAAAUUCAAAGUGUUAUGUCUACUUCACCAAGCGAACAAAUUGAACAAGCUUCAUCUGAUGCUACAAAACCUUCUACUAGUACAUCUGAAGAAGUAGAAUCUUCGAAAGAUCAACAAGUUUCUGAAACACAAAAUCUUCUUACAACCGAACAAAAAGUCGAGAGUAUGAAUAUCGAGUCUUCUGAGACAAAAACUACUCUCGAGAAUAUACGUGACAUUAUUACACAUCCAUUAGCAACACUUACAGAGAAGAUUCAAACUGUUAUUACUUCUUCUACUACUGAAGAAGUUCCAACAUCCGACCAACAGACUUCAACAAUAUCAAUUGAUCAAAAUAAAUCUGAAGAUAUUAAAUCAACAGUAACGAAACCAACUUUUGAAAUGACUCAAGAUGCUGUAUCAAAUACCAUUGAUGAAACUUCUUCACAUCAGGAAAAGAAACAAAUAUUAACAAACCAAGCGUUUGAAUCAUAUUUACAAGAUCAAAUUCAAGGUCAACAAGAUUUAACUUCAACAACAAUAUUAUCUCAAAUUUCCGAUAAUGAAAAACCAAUACAACAAAUUGAAUCUGAGUAUGAAGAUGCUCAAGAUUUAGAUUCACUUCAAAUUGAUGCAUCAACUAGUGACGAAAAAAAUAGUCUUCUUGUUAAUAUUGUUCAUAAUAUAAUCCAUGAUAUAAUUAAUGCUGUCUUACUUCGAUUAAAUCAAAUUUCAAUUGAUAAUGAACAAAUAGAAAAAGAAAUGCUUUCUUCUGACAGUAGUCUUACUAGUACAAUAACAGUUAUAAAUGUUGAAGAUAAAUCUGAAAACAGUGAAUCCACAAUCAAUGAAGGAAGAAUAACAAGUGAAGGAGAUACUUUUGAUAGUAAAAUGUUAAUAUCUAAUAUAACUUGGCCAAAUCUUUUAGGUGAAAAACCUACUGAUGAUGAAAAAUAUGAUCAAUCAUUUGAACAAAUCAAACAGUUACUCGAAGAAGUUGUCCAAUCAUCGGAUAGUAUAACUGUUGAAAUCAUAGAUCAAAAAACAACAAUUACACUUCCAAGUCAAACACAACUAUUACCAAUUAUGGAAAAUACACUUCAACAAACAAUAAUUACGCCUCAAACUGAUGAUAUCAUACAACAAUUGAGUAAUGAUAUUGUAUCAGAUUCGAUAUCAGCAGUUACAGAAAUUGAAAAUGUUCCAUUAAAAUCAUCAACUGAAUUUCGUGAAUCAUCGCCAACAAAUAUUGAAGAUGAUUCACUUGAAUUAAUUCAUGCAUUACAAGGACAUAGUAUUAUUCUUCCUUCUUCACAACUUGUUCAAAUACAAGCUGGUACAACAAAUCAACCAUCUUUAUCAACUUCUUAUAUAGAAAAAGUUGAUAUACAAACUUCACAAGUACCAGAAAAAUCUUCAAGUUCAACAACAACCACAUCAUCACAAAUAACAAGUUCAGAUCGAUAUGUUUCAUAUGCAAUACAUGAAAUGGGUGAUUCAUCACAAGAACGUUUGCCAGCUUUUCCUGUAGCAGCUGACAUUCCUAUCUAUAAAUCAGUCAAAACAACAUCUGAUGAAAAUAAAGAACAACAAAAAUUAUCUGAACCAAUUGUUAACAUCAAUCAAAACGUAACAAAAGAUGAUGACCUAACUGAAUUCGAUGCAACAGAAAAUUUAACUUAUUCAGAUGAUGUACUUUUACAAAAACUUUAUGCUUCAGCUCCGACUCGACUAGAAAAUUUAGAUGCGAGUAGUACAGAUGAAGAUGCUGAUGAUGCAAAUUUUAAUGAAUAUGAACAUCAUGAUAUACCAAAUCUUUAUCGUAUUAUGAAUGAGAUAAUACAACAAAAUGAUAAUCUAUCUCAAGAAUAUGGACAAACUUAUCAACGAUACGAUGUUUCAAGUAAUAGUUCAACAUCAACAAAACUUCAAUCAGAUGAUGUUUAUAUCAUACCAGGAUAUGCUGGCUUAUGGAGACCAUCAGCUGAUGAUGAUGACGAUAAUACACAUUUACCAUUAACUAAUGACGAAGAUGAUCAACAACAAUCUGCUACAACUGUAGUUAAAACUCGAACAAUUGUUCGAACGACCGAUCCUACUAAACUUCAAUCAUUUUUACAACAACAUCAAGAUAUAACAACUCAAGAUACACCAGUUCGACAAGAUACAUAUGAUAUAUUUAAUAAACCAUUGAAUGAAUUUUCAUUUGAUGUAUCAGAAUCGGAUAGUUUUAAAACUUGUACAUCAACAAUAAAUACUUCACCAACAUCGAAACAACAAACACAAGCUGAAUUAUAUAAUUUACCUAUAAUUGAACAAAAAGAACAUCAAACAAGUCCAGAUGAAAAAAUAUUUCUUAUACGUGAACGUGAACGUGGUGUUUCAUUACCUGUUACAAUGAAAAUAGAUUAUGAUGAUAUGGCAUUACGUUUAUCAUCAUCAACACCAAUUGAUGCUCAAUUAUAUGCUACAACACCAACAGAUUUACCACCACCAUCAACAUCAACAUGUAGUGAAUUAGUAGAACAAACAACAUCUAGUAGUCGUGCAAGUACACAAUCAUUAAGUAGUAAUGAAAGUGAAAAACAAAAAAUUUCUUCACCAUCUUGGUUAAAUACCACUAACACAAUAAUUACAACUAUUGAAGGACCUGAUGGACGUAAGUAA
Molecule: messenger RNA, 8049 nt
Organism: Rotaria sp. Silwood1
Lineage: Eukaryota; Metazoa; Rotifera; Eurotatoria; Philodinida; Philodinidae
Source: the annotation of a GenBank genome assembly